AGCUGAUUGCCGCUUGUGUUUUUCGGAUGUGAUGAUGGCAAUAAAGGACCCUGCGGACCGUUUUUUUUUUCACCAGACGAUCUUUUGGGUACACUGCUGGAAUAGAGAUGACCUCUGACGGCUAGACGAGCACAGUUUUCCUUGACUGAUUUUUACUUUUUAGAUAUUGAAGAGACUUUCAUAACAAACUCUUCACAUUUUAAAUAGCUGAGGCACCUUUUUUGGCUGUAAUUGUUUACAAGGCCUUGGGCCUCAUUGGUCUAAAAGCAAUGGUACUUAUUCUGGGCAGAAGACUGAACCGGGAGGACUCUGGAGUCCGUGAGUCCCCAGCAGUCAAGCGAAAGGUUCUGGAGAUGGACAACAAGUCCCUCAGCAAUCACGAUGUGUUUGAUUUCUCCUCCGGCCCGUGCCACUCUGAGAGCAUUCUGCAGAUGUUUAAUGAGUUCCGUGACGGCCGACUCUUCACAGACGUGGUGAUCAGUGUGGAGGGUCGUGAGUUCCCGUGCCACCGUGCCGUGUUGUCAGCUUGCAGUAGCUACUUCCGUGCAAUGUUCUGUAAUGACCACCGGGAGAGCCGUGAGAUGUUAGUGGAGAUCAACGGCAUUCGUGCUGAAGCCAUGGACACCUUCCUGCAGUACGUCUACACCGGACGUGCCCGCAUCACUACAGAUAACGUUCAGUUCCUCUUCGAGACCUCCAGCCUCUUCCAGAUCGGCACUCUACGUGAUGCCUGUGCCAAGUUCUUGGAAGACCAACUUGAUCCCUGCAACUGCCUGGGCAUCCAGCGUUUCGCCGACGCACACUCUCUCAAGCAACUGGCCAGCCGCUGUCGCUCUUACGCGCUGCAGAGCUUUACCGAUGUGGCCCAGCAUGAAGAAUUCUUGGACUUGCGUAAAGAGGAACUGGAGGAGUACAUUGCUAGUGACGAGCUAGUCAUUGGAAAGGAGGAGACAGUGUUUGAGGCAGUGAUGCGUUGGGUUUACAACGACAUGGACCACCGCCGAAUCAUGCUUCGAGACCUUCUCACCCAUGUCCGCCUGCCCCUGCUGCAUCCGAAUUAUUUCGUGCAGACGGUAGAAGGUGACCAGUUGAUCCAAAAUGCACCAGAGUGCUACCAGCUUCUGCAUGAGGCAAGACGCUAUCAUGUCUUGGGCAAUGAGAUGAUGUCACCCAGAACACGUCCACGCAGGUCUACUGGAUUCUCAGAAGUCAUUGUGGUAGUCGGAGGGUGCGAGAGGAUGGGGGGUUUCAACCUGCCGUAUACCGAAUGCUAUGAUCCUGUAACCGGGGAAUGGAAAUCCUUAGCCAAACUCCCAGAGUUCACCAAGUCAGAAUAUGCUGUGUGUGCCCUCAGGAAUGACAUUCUGGUCUCAGGUAAACAUGGAUAUUUGUAAUAACAUUUCAUGAAU
Messenger RNA from Carassius auratus (goldfish), 1409 nucleotides. Its product is annotated as kelch-like protein 24. The transcript has 3 exons. NCBI's taxonomy places the organism in Eukaryota, Metazoa, Chordata, Actinopteri, Cypriniformes, Cyprinidae. Gene Ontology annotation, molecular function: protein binding. The record is from RefSeq and is a predicted model, not a curated record. Bases 270 to 1394 code for a protein of 374 amino acids.